AGCUUCCCGAGCACUGUUUGUUUAGUGACUAAAAAGAAAGCUUCAUGUCACUCCAAAGAGUAAAUAUCUGAAGUUAUGGAUUAACUAAGUUGCAGCAGAGCUCAUGGCGGAAGAACAGAUCACGCUGAUUCACACUGAAUAAAGCAGUAACUCCUGCUGCAGUAUGUGGAAGCUCAUCACAAUAGGGGUGCUGCUGGCUGCUUGUUCUUUACGCAUCUGUAGUACCUCAAUAUUUUACAGCAAUAAAGAUGCAAACCAAGUCCUGAAAAUCCAGAAGCGGGCAAACUCUUUUCUGGAGGAGCUCAAACCGGGCUCUGUGGAGCGUGAGUGCAUUGAAGAGCAGUGUGACUUUGAGGAGGCCAGUGAGAUAUUUGAAACAAAGGAAGCAACGCGAAAUUUUUGGACCAAAUAUGUAGAUGGAGAUCAGUGUGACCCUCUGCCUUGUUCCAAUGGGAUCUGCAAGGAUGAUAUUGGAAAAUUUUCCUGCAUCUGUAACAAAGGCUGGGAGGGGGUUUUGUGUAAUUAUGAGGUCAAAUAUACCAACUGUUCUGUCGAUAAUGGAGGAUGUGAGCAUUUCUGUAGGGAUGACCCUGCCAACCAGUGCCGUUCUUGCAGCUGUGCAUCUGGUUAUCGGUUGAUGAAUAACCAUACUACGUGCAAGCCUGUAGUAGAGUUCCCCUGUGGACGAGUGAAAAUGGACUACAUUGAAGCCAAAGCAGGAUUCAAUAUUCGGCUCAUUGAGGGAAAAAUAGGAAGAAGAGGAGACAGCCCUUGGCAGAUUAUGCUGCAAAAUAGCAAAGGGAAAUUUCUGUGUGGGGGUGUUCUCAUCCAUCCAUCUUGGGUCCUAACGGCAGCACACUGCACUGAAGCAGAAGAGGGGCUCAAAGUAAGACUUGGUAAAUACCACCGUAUCCGUGCUGAGGCAGGCGAGCAAACCAUUUGGGUUGAUAAACGUGUGAGCCACGAAAAUUACACCAAGGAGACCUCCGAUAAUGACAUAGCCAUGCUGCACUUGGUUGAGCCUGUGUCGUAUAACAAAUACACACUCCCUAUCUGUCUUCCCACCCGCGACCUGGCAGAACAGGAGCUGACAUUAAGUGGGAAGCAGAUGGUGGUAACUGGCUGGGGCAGCACAAGUGAUGUUAACAACAAUUACUCUACUUUCCUCAGCUAUAUUCAAAUCCCCAUGGUUCCCCGGAACGAGUGUGCCCAGGCAAUGAGAUUUGCUAUCUCUGACAACAUGCUGUGUGCUGGGACCUUAGGAGACAGAACAGAUUCCUGCAGUGGGGACAGUGGAGGCCCUAUGAUCACUAAAUAUAAGGAUACUUGGUUUUUGGUAGGACUGGUGAGCUGGGGCGAAGGCUGUGGAAGAAUGGAGAAAUUUGGAGUCUACACUAAAGUUAGUCAGUAUCUUGAGUGGAUCCAGCACCACAUAGAUGAGAUGUCAGCUUCUUCGAAGGGUUGAUUCUGAUACUGAGAGUCUGGAAUAUUGUGGCUAUGUGCUAGUGACAGUAUGCAGUGUAAUGUACUGUCAGAUCUUCAGUAUUAAAUAUUGAGUAUAUGUUAA
Molecule: messenger RNA, 1567 nt
Organism: Phalacrocorax carbo (great cormorant)
Lineage: Eukaryota; Metazoa; Chordata; Aves; Suliformes; Phalacrocoracidae
Source: RefSeq, a predicted model, not a curated record